This is a messenger RNA of Epinephelus fuscoguttatus (brown-marbled grouper), 1212 nucleotides long. RefSeq names its product low affinity immunoglobulin epsilon Fc receptor-like. NCBI's taxonomy places the organism in Eukaryota, Metazoa, Chordata, Actinopteri, Perciformes, Serranidae. The record is from RefSeq and is a predicted model, not a curated record. Bases 121 to 978 code for a protein of 285 amino acids. The transcript is spliced from 10 exons.
GUAUUUAAGUGUUUUUAGUGGCAGUGUAUCAGAAGCUGCAGACACUUGGCUGACGGAUUCGACUCUACUGACGCAGAAUAUUAGAUUUGUCCUGCAGCUGUCCAUUAUUCAGCACAAAUAAUGAGGGUCAUUUUUCUUCUCUGUGCCACCUUCACUUUGAGGAUUUCAACAGCAGAUCCAGUGAAGGAGAUGAAGCCAGAGCCGGUGGAGGAACCUGUCCCUGUUCAGCAAAAUAAGACUGGAGAGGAGAAACGAGGGGAGCUGCUGUCUCGGGGAGCAGGAAGGAUGGCCAAAUGGCAGUAUGGAGGAAUUAACCGGUUUCCAGACUAUUACAGUGGGGAGGAUGACUGUCCAGCCAGCUGGCAAAGAUAUGGGUCCCGAUGUUUUGUCUUCAUCAACAGCCCAAUGGCUUGGGUAGAUGCUGAGAAACAUUGUUGGCCCUACGGUGCCAACCUUGCAUCCAUCCAUGACCAAUGGGAGUACAGUUUCAUCCAGGACUCUGUAAUAGACCAAGGAUACUAUGGCCAAGCCUGGAUCGGUGGCACUGAUGCAGUCAGGCCCAUGGACAGCUUAUGGAGUGACGGUUCAGUGUCUGAUGUGGAGAGCUGGGCCGCAAGCACCUGGGAUAGACGCAAAAAAUGUCUUGCAAUACGUCGGUCAGACCUCCUGAAUAAGUGGUAUUGUGAAGACAUGCUUCCCUUUGUGUGUGGAACGAGACCAGGAACGUUUGAGAAGGUGGAGGCUGUGCCGGUGGUGGAGAAACAGGAAGAGAGCAAGAUGCCAGAUGAUGACAAGCAGAGCUGGCACAGCUGUCCUGCCAGUUGGUCCAAAUAUGGAUCCAGAUGUUUUACCGUCAUUCCCAGAGAGAUGCCCUGGAUAGAUGCAGAGAUAGAUCCUGAUACUGCACAUAUAUACAUACUAUAUGUGUGUGUUCAUGUAGAGCUGUAUCUCCUCUUUACAGGAAUAUUUUUUGAGUAACGGUGCCAACCUGGCCUCCAUCCACAAACCAGGAGAGUAUGGGUUCAUUCAGGAGAUGAUAAGAGGGAACACAGGUCUUAACCUUUGAGCCUGGAUUGGUGGUACUAACGCAGUUAAGGACCAGACCUGGCUCUGGAGUGAUGGAUCUGGAUUUCAUUUCCCGAACUGGGGCAUAGGAGAGCCCAACAGUGCUGGUGGCCAAGAGAAGUGCCUUGAGAUGAACCGCUCAGGUAC